Hevea brasiliensis (rubber tree) is the source of this 603-nucleotide messenger RNA. RefSeq lists its product as uncharacterized. The transcript has 4 exons. Bases 81 to 314 code for a protein of 77 amino acids. NCBI's taxonomy places the organism in Eukaryota, Viridiplantae, Streptophyta, Magnoliopsida, Malpighiales, Euphorbiaceae. The record is from RefSeq and is a predicted model, not a curated record.
UGGCCUGCAACCGAAGCGAGUGCAAUCUAGUAACAAGUCAAAACUAAACCGUGAAAACAGAGGGAACAGAUUUGUGGGACAUGGGGCUAUCGUGCUUCGCAUGCUUCAACGGUGGCAACAAGCGACAGAGACAGGAAGAGGAUAGAUUGGCCUCUGCUGAAGCCCGUGCCAAAGCCGCCGAAGCUGCCCAGAAACGGCAAGAGGAAUUUGAAAAAUCUGCUGCAGGUAGAGCUGCACGUGCGCAGCAUGUAAUGGCAAAACAAUCUGCAAAUUCUAAUAAAGGCGAACCAGUUCUAAAGUGGCAGAUGGGUUGAUGUUAAGCUUAUUGUCUGUGCAUUUGCAGAUUCUAUUGAUUCAAUCAUGUUAUCCACAUCAUCGGUUUCUCUCAUUCUGAAGGCAAAUUGUUAAUAUCUUUGUUAUAGAUGCCCCAUUAAAGUUGUAAAUGUCUCUCAAGUUUGUUGUGACUUCCAAAAGCACAGAAAUAAGGUAGAAUGAUUGAAACCAAUAUCAAGGGAGUUUCUGAAAUGUUUAUUUGUCUCCUAGUGCAUGUACAAUCUUCAAAAAUAUCAUGUCGCAGAUCAACAUAGUAGAAAUUUGACACUA